This is a messenger RNA of Centropristis striata (black sea bass), 829 nucleotides long. It is a transcript of the gene cetn4, whose product is annotated as centrin 4. Bases 135 to 650 code for a protein of 171 amino acids. The record is from RefSeq and is a predicted model, not a curated record. Gene Ontology annotation, biological process: mitotic cell cycle; centriole replication; nucleotide-excision repair. The transcript is spliced from 5 exons. Gene Ontology annotation, molecular function: calcium ion binding. Gene Ontology annotation, cellular component: centriole; centrosome. NCBI's taxonomy places the organism in Eukaryota, Metazoa, Chordata, Actinopteri, Perciformes, Serranidae.
CGGCGCUUUCACGGUUCCUAUUGGGGCAUCCCUUAUGUCAUUCAACGGAGAAAUACAACCGUUGCUGCGUGUUUUGUUGACAUCCGAUCAUCCUACGCAUCAUUGAAGCUUUUCUGGCUAUAUCUUUAAUUUAAAUGGCUUCAGGUUACCGAAAAUCAGCUUCUAUGGCUGGUCAGCGGAAAAAGGCAAGUCCCAAAGUCGAACUGACAGAGCAGCAAAAGCAAGAAAUUAAAGAGGCUUUUGAUCUCUUUGACGCAGAUGGCACUGGAACAAUUGAUGUGAAGGAGCUAAAGGUUGCCAUGAGAGCGCUCGGGUUCGAACCAAAGAAAGAAGAGAUCAAAAAAAUGAUUGCAGACAUUGAUAGAGAGGGCUCAGGAACAAUUGACUUCAAUGACUUUCUUAGUAUGAUGACACUGAAAAUGAGUGAAAAGGACUCUAAAGAAGAAAUUCUGAAGGCUUUUCGGCUGUUUGAUGAUGACGGCACAGGAAAAAUCUCUUUCAAUAAUCUCAAAAGAGUUGCAAAGGAGCUGGGUGAAACCCUCACAGAUGAAGAAUUGCAGGAAAUGAUCGACGAGGCUGACCGAGAUGGAGAUGGUGAAGUCAACGAGCAGGAGUUCUUGAGAAUAAUGAAGAAGACCAAUCUUUACUGAACCCGAUGAGUGCGUUUCGGUCUUGAUGUUUGUCAUCUUUGAUUCUAUCAGAACAGUUUAUACAGUAGCUUUUUUUGGACCUUUUGGGGACAGGUUUCUACACUUUAAAUAUUUUAGAAUGCUUUAUCUUUGCACUGAUUUUUUCUACAAUGCAAGACAAAUAAAUAUAUUUCUCCACA